Molecule: messenger RNA, 7385 nt
Organism: Ruditapes philippinarum (Manila clam)
Lineage: Eukaryota; Metazoa; Mollusca; Bivalvia; Venerida; Veneridae
Exons: 6
Coding region: 162-7385 (2407 amino acids)
Source: RefSeq, a predicted model, not a curated record
CAUGAUAAAAUACGCGCAUUAUCAAGUCACGUGACUGAAAAUAGUGUUAUGGAAGAUCGGGCUUUAAAAAUAUAAGGAAAUUUAAUUGAUCGAUAACUAAAGUUGCGAAAUGACUUGAGCAAAGACACCUUAGCAGACUUGUUACACUAUACCAAGCCAAGAUGGUAGCAAGGAAAAGCUCUCGGGUGAAGAAAACCACCGUGGUGUACCAGGCACCGGAACAGGUUUCUAGAUCUCCGAGGAACGCACCACAUAAGACGGUUACCCCACGUCGUUCAUUUAAUCGUGACAUUGAGCUGUAUAUGGAAUGCGUUGACGACGAGCUCUCUCCAGCGCAACUUAAAGCAAUUAAAGAAGCCCAGAAAGAACACGAAAAGGCCAACGAUUUGAUCAAAGAAGUGCGUGCAGGGAACACAUUGGUUCCCUCUUCACAACCAAAUACGUUCACCAUUGUACCACCGAAGCCAUCACCUGCUCCUCCCAAGCCCCCUCCUGCUCCAAAAGUUCAAGCGUCAGCAUUUUCAUCAGCGCCCAUCCAGUUGGACGCCAGCGCACAGAGGGGCCUACCCCCACCUAGACCAGCUCAAUUCCUCAGUAAACAAUUACAGGAGAUAAAAAAAUCAACAGGUGCCAAAAUUUCUCCAGAAGUCAUUUUAAUCUCAGACUCGACAGCUUCUUCGGGUACGGGUAAAGUGACAUCCGUCAAUGUUCCGCUGGCACAUAUUUCUGGGACCCCACUUCCAGUGCAGCAAAUGAACAGCCUGCUCGCACCACAGGGCUCUGGUGUCACCUCCCAGCAAGUGUACAAGUUUGUCAGCCUUCCCUCCAAUAUGCCAGCUAACAUCUUAACCAAUCAAUGGACGCUUAAACCAGUACUUGCUGGAGUGGCCCAACAACAGAUGACAUUGGUCUCCCCAACUUCACGUGCCAUCACAAAUGUUGCACAAAUAGCAGCAGCCAAGCUGAGUCAAGACCAAAUGCCUGCACCAAGAUCCACAGGGGAGGAGUUUAAUAAAGCGAUUGGAGGUUAUUUACUACAAGGGCAGGGCAGUCCUCAAGGCAGCACUCUGAUACACAACACUUACCUCAGUAGCCCUGAAGGAAGUAAUUCCAAGAACAAUUCUCAUUUGCUCACAGAUACAUGUCGACAUGAAAAGACAAUACAAUUUAAGAAGCGUAGGAGAAAGUUUUGUGUCAUUUCUAAAGCAUAUUCAUGGAAAGUUGGAACACAUUGUUUAAGAAUUUCAAAAUUGCUGGGUGUAUGCAAAGCAAAGCAACUUUAUGGUAACCCUCAGGUUUCAUUGGAUAGUAUGUACUCGAAAUUCAAAUGCUGGUUCAGAAAAAGAAAAAUUAAAGCAAAAGGAAAAAAAUCCAAGAAAUCAUCCCAAAGCUCAAGAAAAAUAGAUGGGAAUGAUUUGGAAUCAAGCUGUGCUCUUGAAAUACGUAAAAAUAUUCUGACAAUCAACUGUGAUAAACUAAGUCAUUCUGGUCAAGAAUCAGGAGAAUUCACACAUAUAACAAAAGGUAGAAACAAUUUAAAUGAUGAAUCAUUCAAUGAGGGACAAACACCUAAAACUUGUGAUAAUUUUGUUAAAACUGGUUGCAUUGCUAGACAGAACAGUGCAUAUGGGGAGGAAUUAAAAAUUGACAAUGUAUGUCAAGAUCUGUAUGGAAAGACUGGUGAAUUUAUGAACAGUUGCAAAUCUGUUGUGGAAAAAGAUGAUGACUGUUUUAGUACUGCCCCAGUGACAAGAAACUUGCAAUUUUGCCAAGAGGACAAGUUCGAAUUUGAGUUUCCAUGUUUAAAGUAUUUGGAAGAACAAACUGUUCCAAGAAUAAAGAUAAGUGCCUCCAAAACUAAGUGCAAUGAAGUGUCUAAGGAUGUAAAGAAAUGUUCACAAUAUAAAGCAAAUAGGAAGCUGGCCUCUGAACCUUUGACUGGUGACAAUUGUGAUUUUAUGACAUAUAAUUGUCAGGAUAAUAAUUGCAAGGAUAAUUUUACAGGAAUUUCUGAUUUGAACGUCGAGGUAGUCAGAACUCCAUUGGCUGAAUUGAGUAAUGCUAAUAAUAUUGGGCAUAACAAAGCUCUUUGGGAAAUACCAAUCCAUGAAUUAAAAAUUAGAAGAAAUCAUGAUAAAAAUAAUUCUAAAUUCUUCAAUGACACUGCAGAAAUAAGAAGAUCAGAUAAAGAAAACCUGAGUGAAUUAACAAAAGUGAAAUGUACAAAGUCUAACAAAGAGAAAAUUAAAGGGAAAGGAAAAGCGAAGUCGUUCCAUAGGCUCUAUGAAACUCUGUUAGAGAAUUACAUACCAAGACAGUUUGGAAUUGUCAAUAUGGUUUACGAAAGUGCUAGAUUCAUGACCUGUGAUACAGACAACCUUACUAUGAGGACAUCAGAUGAUUGUCCAACAGUUUCUGAUGGCCAGCUAAGUGAUAUAACAAACAUUGCUUGUGGUAACCUUAGAGAUACUGAAUUAGUUGGUGUGCAAGGCAAUAAUGGAAAUCCCAAUUCAAAUGAAACAAGGGAAAGUAAUGAGUCAGAUCUGCAAGUUCAAAGAUGUUUGAACAGACUUGUUGAUCAAGUUGUCAUGAAGGACAAGAAGCAAACAGAAGGUAUCAAUCUGGAAAAUGUUGAACAAUGUAACAAGAAUAAAACUAAAACAAAAGACUGUUUUGAUAAAGUUAGAAAAGUUGACAUUCCAGAAAGUACUAACAGUUUAUCAACUUGUACUCCUUUGCCUGAUUGGUCUACUGAAAAAUUACCAUUGAGUGAAGACUUUGACAUCCGUAUUUCAGCUUUAGGUAGUGACAAUUAUGAUGGAGGCCUUUCAUUGUCAAGUGAACAACUGCAGAUUAAUUCUGAUGAUGGAUGUUCAAAAUCAAAUGUGGUAGUUUGCAGUGAUAGUGAUAAUGAACUUACUCAAAAUGAUGAAAUAGGUAAUGAUUCAGACAUUAUAAAGAGAAAAUGGUAUGAAAAUAUUACUGUUACAGAUGAACUGUACAUUUUAUUGCUUUGUAAUCAGUUUGGUUUCACUAAAAUUUCAAAAGAUCUUCAGGUACCUAAAACAGAGUUAUUGAAAUUAAGACGAUCUUUAAGAAAAUCUAAACACUUGCAUAGCAAGGUUUCAUCUCUGAAUGUUGAUAUUACUGAUCCAAUGAAACACAACUUUCAUGGAGAUGCAUCUUGGAAGCUAGGAAAAGAUUUAAGUUCUGGUGAAGAUUCUGUAUUAAAAAAGUGCUAUCCAUGUCUGUAUGAAACAGCUCGAACUUUGUUCAAGAAAAGAUCGGAAGACAUUGAGGAGUUAAGCAAACAGGAAUGUAAUGAGACUGAACUUGAUGCUGCCAGUCAAGUAACAGUUAAUGAUAAUGUGAGGACUAAUGUAGAACAUGAUGGUGAUGCUGACAAUGUGUCUACUUUAUGUUUUGAAAAACCUCCAUUUGAAGGUAAAGGACAAUCAUACCUUAAAGAAAAAGUUAGUACUGAAAACAAAUAUAGAAAUAGCAGAGAACAAGUUCAUAAUAACACGGUAGAAAAGUUGUUAAAUACUCAUAAUGUAGUGGGAAAUAAUAGCGCAGAAAUUGAUUCAGAUAGUGAAUCUGGGGAUUUGGUAAUAGACUUAGAUGGUUUUGAAGGUAAAGAUUUUGAAGAUGAAAAUAGAAUGCACAGGAAAGAUAGGACUGAGUUUUCAGGCACUGACGGGAAACACUGUGACGUAAAAGUAACAGGCUUAAUAGAAUCUGAUACGCAAAAUGAUAAAGAUAGUAAAAAAGAAAGUGAACAUUCAUGCUGCUCAGAAAACUGUUCAAAAAGAGAAGAAAGUAAAAAGUGUGAUGGAUGUGCUGUUCUGAUGCACAGUGAUGAAGAAGAUAGUAACAGAUCACAAUUAGAAAAUGAGACACUAGGUAUUGGAUGUGAAAGGAAUGGAAAGAGCGAUGAGGCAGAUGUUUUAGAGUAUAUUAAUGAUGAUCACUGUUAUAGAAAAGUAUUAAAUGAAACUGCUGAUACCUGCAAUUUAAACAGAACUCUAUCAGUUGAACCAGAAGUCAUACAGAUUGAAGAUGAUGAUAUUACAGAUGAUUCUGUACAUGUACCUUUAAAUGAUUGCCUUACAUAUCCAGAUGGUGCAUUUCAGUUAUUUGAUGGAAAAAUUCUCUCAGUUUUUCGUGCAGUUUCUAAAGCUAAACUUGAUGAAAUCUCAAGGCAUCUUGCAAAAUUUGGUUUGAAGUCGACUGCUUUGAGAUAUAAAAUGCCAGAGGAGCAUAUACAGAUCCUACAAUAUCACACUUUGUCAUGCACUAAAAGUAAAAAAGUCAAUACAAUUCUGCAGCUGAAAGAUGGAAUACCAAAUAGCUAUGAAUCUUCAAAUCAUGUAAAUGAAUUAACAAGUAAGAUUUUCCCUGAGGUGAUUUCGUUUGACAACACCAGUUCAUUUGUAAGACAUCCUGUUUCAAGUAAUGAGAUGCCAAUAAGAAAAGAUAGUGCCAAAAGAUUAAAAAACUAUUUGAGAGAAAGGUCUAUGAGAGAAAUGAACUCAAUAUAUCAUAACAUACCUAUAGACUUACCACAAGGCCAUACACUUGUAGUUGAAAGUUACCAAAAAAGUGUAAAAUUUGAUUGCCAAGGAAAACCAGCAACAAACUUGGAUACUAGGUAUAAGCAAAGCUGUGAAGUUUCUAGAGAACAAACAAAAGUUUGUCCUAAAGACACAGACAACCCUGUCUUUACAAAACAUUUUUUAGAGAAUUUCACUCAAAACCGUUUAUAUUCAGCUUUAUCUAAAACUCCUAGUAAAGAAAAGAUUAUGGAAAACCAGGCAGCUUUUGAGCUGAUAGACACUCAAAAUACUAUUAAAACAUACAAGUGUAAUGGAAAGGAUAAGCAUAGAUACUCACCAGAGCUUCAAAGACAGUUGUUGCUUCUUGCCAGCUCUGUUGGGUUAAAAGCUGUUUCAGAAUAUUUCAGUAUUUCAUAUGAAACAAUGAAACGUUGGAAAGAGAAUCUUCGAAAAGCUUUAGAGAAAUACACAAAGAGUGAUAUUGAUAAAGAUCUUACAAAGCAAAAGCCUGUGAUAGAGCAUAAAAAGAGGAGGAUGAAACUCUCUAGAAAUUUGAAGAUAAAAAUAUGCCAUUUGUGUUAUUCAGAAGGGAUUCAAGAAGUAUGUGAGCAAUACAACAUUAGCAGGAAUGUGAUAAGAAGAUGGAUGAAUGAACUGAAGUUUGAAACUCUACAAAGCUAUGAGUUGACUAGUAAAGAGUUGGUUGAGUUGGUUGAUUAUGGUGAAUUCAAGUGCUCACUUUCUAACAUAGGGACGUCUAACAACAAUGUUUCAAACAAAAAAUUGUGCACUGAAGAAAGCAUAGACAAUGGUGAACAACUGUUGUCAUUGAGUCAGAAUAAAAAGGGAAAGAUCAUUAAUAGAGAAGGUAAAGAAAGUUCUUGUGUUAAAGUGACAAAGGAAAUAGGAGGGGAUCAGAGCUUUCAGGUGACAUACCCAAAUAAUAUGGAAGUUAUCCUUGAUAUUGGAGAUAAUGAUUCAAACUCGAAGGAGGAGAGUAUAAUAGAAGAUGUUGAAAGUGAUGGAGAAGACAACGCUAUUGUUGAGACAGAAACAAGUUUGAAAACUACUAUGAUAAGCAACACAAAUGGAAACAGUAACAAAAAAGAGAAUGUAAAAGAUGAUAUUUUGAAGGAUGAUUUUAUUGAUCAGAAUUCUUCAUUUAUGGAAGCAGUGAGCAAGGAAUUACUGUCAAAUGAUAGUGAAAAUGAAGAUGUUGUUGAGAUUGUGUCAUGGGAUGUGAGAAAUGAACAUGACAUUGAUGGCAUCUGUAAAGAACAAUCAAAUUUGCCAAAAAAUGAUAAAGCAAAUAAAGAGGUUGGUGUAUUUCUGGAAAAUGGUAAUGCCAUAAAACUCUGUAAGCAGCAAGGCUUUAGUCUGGAGGAAACAAACACCAUUGGUAUGGUUACUGCUGUCAAAGAGAAUACAAGUAAAGCUUUUUCAGAUAAAAAACUACUAGAUAAAAGCUCAUCAUUGCAUAGAAAUGAUGCCGACAAAGAUAAAAAAUUUAACACGGAGUCAUCUAUUGCUGAUAAGAAUAAUGAUACACCAAAUGUCACAGUGGAAAAAAACCAUAAUAAAUCAAGCUGUGAACAGGUGAAGCAAAGUACAUGUAGUGAAGUUUCAAAUGAUCAGAAUAAAGAUCCUGAUAAUCAUGAUUCCACUUUAGAUUGCAAUGUUCAAUUCUCACAUGCUAAUAAGAUUUUGAAUAGCUGCUCUGAAGUUAUGACUGAACAAUCAAAAGAUUAUGAUGUAGAUGUUUUGAAAAUCAACUUGGAUGGCUAUGAUAAUGGUGAAAUAAUUGCAGGAAAAGAUAGGAACAGUUCUUGUCUUCAAGAACCCCAGUUGCAAAUUACCUGUCCUGUAGAUAUAAAAGAUGAACCAUUUGAUGAAGAAUUUGAUCGCAUUGAAUAUGGAGAAAAUGCUAAAAAGAAGGUGAUAGACACUAAAAGGGCUGAGAACACUCGGAAAGAUUAUAAUCAUGAUAGAGCAAAUACAUCUGGGAUUGAUUUUAAAUGUGAUGAUUUUGCAAAUAGGGAUACAACUGACAAAGGAGCUAAAGGUACAGACUUUAUAGAAAGUGAAAUUAAUAAACUCGGAACAGGAGAUGGGGAUUCUAGCAAAUCUGAAGGAUACACUUUUCAGACCAAUUCUGGCAAUAGCAGCACUAGAUCAGAAGGUGCAGGACAAUCUACUGCUCCUGGAAAUGCAUCUAAUAUUGAUUUGAAUAUAAAUAGUUUGUCUACUGAAAAUGUUCAGAUUGUUGGUACACAGGAUUUAAUUCCUGGUCAAGAAUAUAUUCUUGUAGAUCCAAGAAUGUUUAACUCUGUAUCAAAUUCCUUGCAAAGUCUCACACCACCCACUUUAAUCAGACCUCGUUUGAACACUGUUAAUUCUGGAAGGCAAAGGGUACAAGUUAGUGGUUUGGUUCCCUCUGUACUUAAGGCUGGUGAAAAACCAACGCCAGUUCAUAUAGUUGAAAAUAGAAGUUUACAGAUAGGCACACCAGCAAGUACACCUGUUGGUUCUAUUAGUCCACUUCAGGGUAACAUGCCACGACCUAGCCUAACUUUAUUUGGUCAGCAGAACCGGUCAAGUGUUUCACCUAAUGUAAGAAAAGGAAGUAAUACAGUAAGGAGCUUACUUACAGGAAUGCAGGCAUCAACAAGAGUAGUUAGUAGCAAUGUUACCCAUAUGAACUAUGUAUCAGACCAAAGCCUUAAAAAUAGUGAAAGAAAACCCCUUCAACCUGUUUUGAAAUUUGGGAAAAUUGUGGUUUUUUCCCCCCAAAACUUAAGUAAAAAUUUCCAUUUAAACCCCAAAGGGUAA